GUUCUUUACAGAUUGAGAAGGUCACGUUCAUAUAGAUUAUCAAGUAGGCUACUCAAGCCCAUUAAUUCAUCCGUAUUAUAGUGGCUAGAGUCUUGAAUGGUGCAUAGGGCAAUUAAACAUCCACUAGGCUGGCUUCCGACGGCGUGAUUCCCCGUUACCUCACGAUGUGUGAAGUUUUCGAUGUGAUGACCGGGUGAAACUGUCCGUGUCUACGUUUGGUCCGUGGCCCGGUGACAGGAAGACGAGAUGCCCAAGAGAAAGUUUGACGCACUGGGCGGAUCCUCGCCAACCCCGCCCACCUCGGAGAGUGACGAGUGCAGCAACGAGAGCGGCGCCACCAACAGCAGCAUCGACGUGCCAACGUCUGAGAUGGCGCAGUCUGAAGGAAUGAACCAGCCAAACAAAAAAUCUAAAUCUAAGAAAAGUGUCAAGUUUGCUGGUGUCAACGUGUACUACUUCCCGCGAACGCAGGGAUUUAUUUGUGUCCCGAGUGAAGGUGGUUCAACACUUGGAAUGGCCGACAAACACUUGACUGCCGAGGAGUUCUCGAUGAAAUCAUACGCCAAGGAGCAGAAACGGAUUCACCGCUCGAUCCUCGCCGAACAGCGUCGCCAGGGAAAGAUGUAUCCGAGCCCACUCCUCAACACGACCGACCCCAACAGUCCCGACGUUUCCUCGGACAGCGAAUCGGAGGGCGAAUACGACGAGUACUACUUCCUCCAGCCCGUGCCCAUCCGGCAGAGACGCAUGAUGCUCCGGUCGUCCGGCGUUCGAAAGAUCGAGAACGUCGAGAAAGACCAGUGCCGGGACAUCCGGGUUUCGCGGGAGGUGUGCGGGUGCGAUUGUAAGGUUUUCUGCGACCCGGACACGUGCACGUGCAGUUUGGGUGGGAUUCAGUGUCAGGUGGAUCGGCUGUCGUUUCCCUGUGGGUGUAGCAAAGACGGGUGCGGGAAUACGUCGGGUCGGAUCGAGUUCAAUCCGAUCAGAGUUCGGACUCAUUUUAUCCACACUCUGAUGAGGUUGGAAUUGGAGAAGAAAGAUAGUCCCGUGAAGUCGAAUAAUUACGGUCAGGAACAAAAUGGCAAUUCGGGGAACGUGUGUAAUAGUAAUAAUAAUGAUGGUGGUGGUGUUAUCGACGAUGAUGAUGGUGGUGUUGAUAAUGGGAAUGUGGAUCUGUCGAUGUUUAACAGCAAUGAGAAAGGCAGUUGUCGCGACUGUCAGAACACUGAAGUGUGUAACAUUAUGAUGCAGGAGGUGCAGUUUGCAACGAUGGAAGCUCAGCAGCAGCAACAACAACAACAUCAGCAGCAGCAGCAACAACAUCAUCAUCAACAGGUGUUAAACGGUGCACCGUUCACUGUUACUAGCACUCAUAUCCCCGGAGCCCCUCCACUCCCGCGCGUGAUGUUGUUCAAUGACAGCGAGGAGGAAGUGUAUUCAACGGAACCCACAAACUCUGUGUUCACGUUCAAAGACGAGACGUCGUACUCGGAAUCCAGCGACUGUUCCAGCGACAACAGCAAUUCUCUGGAGAGCUCAGACUUCCCCAAGUCAUACCAGAAUCUCACGACGAUGGCGUCGGUCGAUGGUGUCAUCGGCGGUAACCAUAGCUACUGCGCGUCGUCAUCAUCAUCCAUCGUGGCGAAAGACGGUUCACUGUUAUCAUGUUCGCAUCUCAGCUCGGGCUACACAAAUCUGACUUCUUCCAGCUGUCAAAACAACAACCACCACCACAACAGUAACAACCACAACCACCACCAUAACAACCAGAAGCUGCAACCGAUCUCGGGGAUGCUGAACCCGAUUCACAAACCCCCGUCGUACACAAACAAUAACAUCGCGUCCUCGGCGCAGCCGGCGGCCAACCGGGCAGACUGCUCCACCUACGUCACCAUGACGACGACAACGCGGGACCAGCUUGCCAAGAAGUGUCCGCUGAUCUCGUCGCACAUGGACCGGCAGCACUACGGCGCCAUUGUCGUAGCCGACGCGCUCAACCACGAGGCCAUCGCUAGCUCGUACGACGACUUUCAGAUAGAGUCUGAUGCAUCUGCGUCAUCUGCGUCAUCGUCGCAAUUCAUUUCUCAGUCACAAAAUCUCGUCGACGCGUUCUCGGAAUUCGGUCACGUUGAUGGAACGGAUUCGUCGGCAUCAUCAGAUAUGUCGUCGACAUCAUCAUCAACAUCAUCAUCAUCAUCGGCGGUGGCUGUGAGUGGUUUGUUCAAAUCAAGCACGAUCACAGAGACGAAACUGGACUUGUUAAUGGAGAAUGGUGUCUAUGGAUCGCAGUCACAGACUGAAAAGACGAGCAGUUCGAACUUUGUCGAUAUUGUUGUCGAUUCAGUCACUGAGGCUGUGGCCGUAUGAUACUCAUACGUGGUAUUGUUUUCGUACGUGUGUGUCGUCGUAAUGUGCAAUGUGUAUCCACCAGAAAACUUUUUUUAUUAUUAGUAUUUUUUUAAAUUAUAAAAUCAUUUACAUAGACAAGGCAGGGUUGGAAAUUUGUAUUUUAAUGGUAGCCGGACAGGCUGUUUAAAAAAAGGAACAUUGUUUUUCAAAAAUCUUGAUUAGCGAUAUUUUCUGGUCAAAUGAAAUUUGAUUAGCAGUUCCUGUUUAAUGUUUUAAAAUUGUGUGUGUAGCAAUCUCUGAAACUUGCAUAGCGAAUCGCAGCGCGAUACUGAACAAAAUGUUUGUACGUGUAUAAAAUAUCAGGAUGCAUUUUCUUUUCCAAAUUUUGACUAUCAACAUUGUUACAAGUUGCUAAUGAAUGAAAGAGUUUAUUGGCCAUUACUAAUGAUCAUUGAAAUUAAUUAGUAAAUCACAUUAGGUUACUGAACUACGUGUUGACUAAUAUACAUGUAUAGUCAAACCUGCUCAAGUGGCCACCUGUCUUCAAAGGACACAAUUGGUCUUUUAAAUCUAAUAUUGCAAAUUAUUGUAAAAAUUAACCAUGGUGCUCUUAAAUCAUCUUAAUAUAGUACACACUGACCUAUAUUAAGCAGCCACUUGAUAAAGAGGUCAUCUUUUGGGCUUAGUUGUUUUUCCCCCAUCCCUAUCAGUGCCCCCCUACGACUGGCACAUUAAAGGCACAUAUUUGUAUGUACUGUCUUGUUUAUGGGAAAGUGCAUAUAAAGGUUGUCUUGCUGCAUUAGUAGUAGGUAUAACCAUUGUGGUGGAAAUGGGUUUCAUCUUUGUCUUUCUCUUGACAAAAUGUCAACAAACAUGUUAGAUACAAUAAAAUGAUAGUCAUAGAGAUGUUCUUUCUUACAAUACCCGAUUUAAGAUGAAUAUGCUGUUUGGUGAUCUUUUUACAUCUUAACAAAGGCCUCAUUUUGAUGCCUAGUAAUGUUCAUAACUAUAUUUAUGUUACGACAAGAACAUUAACAUUCAGAACAGAGAUAGAUUGAACAAAGAUCAAAGAACUUGGCGUUUGUGCACAACUACUGAUUUUUACUUAAUGUGGAUUAAUUACAAACUAAUUUUUAUUUGAUUACAACAGGGUUUCAUAAAUUAUUCAUUUUUAAUCAUGUUUAGUGUGUUAUAAAAUUAUCCCCUGCACCCAUUUUUUUAAAACUUGCAAUAUGACCUCCCUCAAACAGGAGUUGCGUCUUCUAUGGUGGAUAUACAGUUUCUUAUAUUUACUUGUGUGCUAAAUUAUUUUUUGUCUGUCAUUUCUCUGUGAUGUUUUGUGUUGUGUACAUGUAUCUAUUUUACUGGUUACGUCAUUAUGUUUUUCCAUUAACAAUGAGGUCACCAGGAAUAUCCAUGUUAACUGCUUACAAAUGGCCAUGUAUUCAUGUUAGGUGUCUUUGUUAUUGAUGUACAAGUCAUUACACUUUUUAUUCAUUGAUUUUUAAGAAAAACUUUAAAUUGUCACAAACAUGUAA
Gigantopelta aegis is the source of this 3887-nucleotide messenger RNA. Its product is annotated as cysteine/serine-rich nuclear protein 3-like. The record is from RefSeq and is a predicted model, not a curated record. Gene Ontology annotation, molecular function: sequence-specific DNA binding; DNA-binding transcription factor activity, RNA polymerase II-specific. Gene Ontology annotation, biological process: regulation of transcription by RNA polymerase II. The transcript has 4 exons. The coding region runs from base 247 to 2367 and encodes 706 amino acids. Gene Ontology annotation, cellular component: nucleus. Lineage: Eukaryota; Metazoa; Mollusca; Gastropoda; Neomphalida; Peltospiridae.